This is a messenger RNA of Sebastes umbrosus (honeycomb rockfish), 1851 nucleotides long. Its product is annotated as myocilin-like. Gene Ontology annotation, biological process: osteoblast differentiation; signal transduction. Gene Ontology annotation, cellular component: Golgi apparatus. The transcript is spliced from 3 exons. Bases 162 to 1553 code for a protein of 463 amino acids. The record is from RefSeq and is a predicted model, not a curated record. Lineage: Eukaryota; Metazoa; Chordata; Actinopteri; Perciformes; Sebastidae.
CCUGCAUUGACCAGGGAUACUCAGGUGGGAAGAGACCAGCUAAAGAAGGAAAGAAAAAAUACAAAUCAAGUGGAGACUGAAAAGAGGAGGAUAAGAACAGUUUCAUACCUGCAAACAUUUCCUCGAACUAGAAGAUCACCUACUCAGUCUGACCCUGCAGGAUGUGGCUCCAGGUGUCUCUCCUCUGUCUGUCCUGUUUAACUCUGCCCAUCCGAAGCCAGGCCCAAGACCGAGCCUCCCUCCGCCGCUCCAACGACCACGCCGGGCGCUGCCACUACACCUUCACCGUGGCCAGCCCGGAGGAGUCCAGCUGCUCCGGGGGGGGCAUGAAACCAGAGAUGGACGGAGUCUCGUCCCGACUCACCCUGCUGGAGGCUUUGGUCAGCCGUCUGAUAGCAGGAGUGGAUGGAGACGCCGCGACUGGGGUGAGGGCUAACGGCGAAGAGGGUCUCCAGGAAGCUUACUCCCAGGUAACGAGGGAGAGAAACCAGCUGCAGCAGGACAAGGAGCGUCUGAACGGGCAGGUCCAGGAGCUGCAGAGGAGGCUGGCCGAGCUGAGUCAAGAGGCAGAGAGCCUCAAGCAGAUACCCUGCGAGCAGACGCAAACCUCAGGGGGGACACAGCGUGGAAACAGACCUGCCAGUGACCCUGCAUAUGAUCUUGGGAAUGGUGCAUACCAGGAGAUGAAGGCUGAGGUUACGGAGGUUCCAGCAUCCCGCCUCAUUCCUGAAGGAAAUCAGAACUUCACAGGCUGUGGAGAGCUGCAAUCAGUGGGUGAUCCCGUGUUGCACAAGAAGGCUGACAGCAUCACAGGGAAGUAUGGAGUGUGGCUGCAGGAUCCCGAGCCUCAGGGCCCUCAUUACACUAACAAGACCGUGUGGCGUAUCGACACAGUUGGUAAAGACGUCCGUCAGCUCUUUGCAUACGAAGACAUGGAUCAAUUAUCCCAAGGCUUCCCCAUGAAGGUCCUGGUCCUGCCGGAGCCCAUGGAGAGCACAGGGGCAACCAUGUACCGCGGCUCCCUUUACUACCAGCGCAAACGGAGUCGCACCCUGAUCCGUUACGACCUGUCCUCCGAGAGCCUGGCGUCACGCCGAGAGCUGCCUCACGCCGGCUUCCACGGCCAACACCCGUACUCCUGGGGCGGCUACACCGACAUCGACCUGGCGGCGGACGAACAGGGCCUGUGGGCAAUCUACAGCACGAGCAAGGCGAAGGGCGCAAUCGUGAUUUGCCAGCUGAACCCCGAAAGCCUGGAGGUGAAGAGGAGCUGGGAGACCAACAUCAGGAAGAACACAGUGGCUAACGCUUUCAUGGUGUGUGGACGCCUGUACACGGUGGCCAGCUACACUGCACCCAACACCACCAUCAACUACGUGUUCGACACGGCCACCGGCGUGGGGCAGGCCAUUGCCGUGCCCUUCAAGAACAAGUACCGUUACAACAGCAUGGUGGACUACAACCACGGCCAGAGGAAGCUGUACGCUUGGGACAACUUCCACAUGGUCACCUAUGACAUCAGACUGGGCAGAGCCAGCCAAGGCAGCAGCUAAAGACGAUACAUACUACUGUUUACAGGACUGUGCUGUUGCAAGAGCAAACAUAUAAUCAUUUGCAUUGUACAAUCUGUGUGUUUUUGAAUCAUUUAAAUCUAUUUUUUUCUAUCACUAUUGUAAAUAAGAUUUAUUAUGGCAACAAAAAUAUAUUCAUAAAGCAGAUUAACGUAGCUAGAGCCCUUGUGAUGAUCUCAUUACAAACAGUAAUCAUGAUUUAAAGUUGUUGAAUAUUUUUGUUAUCUGUAUAUAAAUGUUGACUGUUAUUUAAGUUCUCAAUAAAAAACAAAAAUACGCA